AUGGCUAGCAAAAAACUUCUGGAACGUGCCGAAACAGUACUGGAACUAGUUCAGGGUACUUUGCUCAACGGAGAUGAUAACAUAGAAGAGGAGAAUCAAGAAAUCGAUGACGAGGACGAGGAAACCGAAAAUGAUCCCGAGGAACCGGAGCCGCAAGCGAAAGAUUCCGUCGAGGCUCGAAAAAACAAAAAGGCUCGGGGUAUUGCCAAAAAGAUGACAAAAAUGCUGAACAUUGCAAUGAAGCACGCAGUAUGUGGUCAGAAAAAAGAGAUUAUCAAACAGGUGGAAGCGCAACUGGAGACAGUAACGACUGAAUGUGAUAGAGUUAAGAAAGAGCUCGAGAAGUCGCAAAAGGUUCAUCAACAGUUAACAUCGAAGCUGGAGGCUCAAUGUGAAGACCACCGCAUGGUACUGAGAAGGCUAGAUUCUGAGCAUCACAAAGCCAUCGUGGAGUUAGAGAAGGAACUUCAAGCAAAGGAAAGAGUCAACGAAGAGGCGAUUGAGAACAUCAAGAAAGAACUGAAGGCACUCGGCACAGAGUGUACGAACUUGAAGGCAGCGAUGAACGAAAAGGACGAAAACCAUCGCUCUGUCGUUAAUGAACUCACCGAAAAGCUACACCAUACGCAAUCGGAGCAAAUACAGCUGAAAACCCAUCAUCAGAGCACAGAAGCUGAGCUCCGAAAAGAUUUAGACCAAUCAGCUGCUCAAAACAGGGAGCUCGUGGCCGAGAAGCUGAAGCUGGAACAUGGAUUGAAGAGCGUUGAGCUGGAAAAAAGUGCUGUGCAGUUGAAGCUGGAAGCAUCAAAUGUUAAAGUGAACGAAUUGAAACGAGCGAUAGCUGUUCUGGAAGCGAAUCCCCAUACAAGCACAACGGAAGAGACACAAGGCAAUGCAGCGUAUACAUGUCCGAUAUGUAGCGGUCCUUUCCACUCCUUAGCAGAUAUGCAGCUUCACGCAGAAGAUUGCGGAACUUAACAAAAAAACAGCUUUUCUACUCCCUCUUCGCUCUAAUUGUAUUGAUAUUCAUAAUCGACCGUUUGAUGGGAUAACAUUUCUUCGAUGCUUGAAUAUUCAAACAAAGCAACGUGAAUAGCAUUUCAUCGUCAAUGAUAAUAACACUGGAAAAGCUCUUGAAAAACUUAUCCAGUUUUUGGCAUUAGCAAUCAUUUUGCUUGAGA
Anopheles nili is the source of this 1181-nucleotide messenger RNA. Its product is annotated as myosin heavy chain, clone 203-like. The record is from RefSeq and is a predicted model, not a curated record. The transcript has 9 exons. Bases 1 to 978 code for a protein of 325 amino acids. NCBI's taxonomy places the organism in Eukaryota, Metazoa, Arthropoda, Insecta, Diptera, Culicidae.